Messenger RNA from Protopolystoma xenopodis, 252 nucleotides. The record is from the annotation of a GenBank genome assembly. NCBI's taxonomy places the organism in Eukaryota, Metazoa, Platyhelminthes, Monogenea, Polystomatidea, Polystomatidae.
GAAUUUUGCUCCUCGCUCAUAUGGCAUCGUUACGAAGACCUGCAUCCUCUGAACAGAGUCGGACUGCUCGCUUGUCUGGCCGCAAAUCCGGGUUUGCGUAAGCGCGCAGCAAAGCAGAAGGCCAGGCAGCAAAUCGGAGUUAGAAUGGCCCAUGCCAAUGUGCUUGGACAGGUAAGUACUCCCAUAUACUGGAAUGCUGCCACGAGUGACAGGGUCAGAUUUAACAAGGGCUGCAAACUAGUUGUCGGUUAA